Messenger RNA from Sphenostylis stenocarpa, 816 nucleotides. The record is from the annotation of a GenBank genome assembly. NCBI's taxonomy places the organism in Eukaryota, Viridiplantae, Streptophyta, Magnoliopsida, Fabales, Fabaceae.
AUGGCAGAGCGUGGAGGUGGCGACCGCGGCGGUUUCGGGCGCGGUUUCGGGGGGCGCGGUCGUGGCGGCGACAGGGGCCGUGGGCGUCGCCGAGGACCCCGCCGUGAAGAGGAGGAGAAGUGGGUCCCAGUGACGAAGCUUGGCCGCCUCGUGAAGGAGGGCAGAAUCCGAAGCCUGGAACAGAUCUACCUCCACUCCCUCCCCAUCAAGGAACACCAAAUCAUUGACACUCUUGUGGGUCCCACCCUCAAGGAUGAGGUCAUGAAGAUCACUCCGGUCCAGAAACAGACCCGGGCCGGGCAGAGAACCCGGUUCAAGGCCUUCGUGGUUGUCGGCGACGGUAACGGCCACGUGGGACUCGGCGUUAAGUGCAGCAAGGAGGUAGCGACCGCCAUUCGCGGUGCCAUCAUUCUGGCGAAGCUUUCCGUUGUCCCCGUUAGGAGAGGGUACUGGGGAAACAAGAUCGGUAAGCCACACACCGUUCCGUGCAAGGUUACGGGCAAGUGCGGGUCGGUUACCGUGAGGAUGGUUCCCGCUCCUCGGGGUUCGGGGAUUGUCGCUGCUAGGGUUCCCAAAAAGGUGCUACAGUUUGCUGGAAUCGACGAUGUUUUCACCUCCUCUAGAGGAUCAACGAAGACCCUUGGCAAUUUCGUUAAGGCUACUUUUGACUGCUUGAUGAAAACCUAUGGAUUCCUGACACCAGAAUUCUGGAAGGAGACUCGCUUCACCAAAUCCCCAUUCCAAGAGUACACAGAUCUGUUGGCAAAACCAACAGGGAAGACUCUAAUCUUGGAGGAGGAAAGGGUGGACGCUUGA